This is a messenger RNA of Guyanagaster necrorhizus, 618 nucleotides long. RefSeq lists its product as uncharacterized. The annotation marks the transcript as partial. The record is from RefSeq and is a predicted model, not a curated record. NCBI's taxonomy places the organism in Eukaryota, Fungi, Basidiomycota, Agaricomycetes, Agaricales, Physalacriaceae. The transcript has a single exon.
GUUUUAUUCCACGUACACCAGCGUCGCCCCCUCAAAGCGCCUUUUAAUGACUUUAACGAACUUUUACGCAAUCCCGACUCCUGCAUUACGGUCCCGGAAACGUCAAAUCUGAUCAAUAUCAUGUUGCACGCGGUCUACGACAUUUCAUGCUCACCUUUCCAGCCCAGCAUCGAUACGUUAAUGGAUGCUGUCCGCCUUUCUCCGAAAUACGACUUGCAGGUCAAGUACAUCUCAUCAUCAUUGCCGUUGUUUGACGACAUUCGCCACCGGAUGCCGCUAUUAACGUACGUCGUAGCCUCGAGCCAUGAGUUUGAGGACCUUGCGAUUAUCGCAUCGGUCCACUUCCUUGCUUUGGAUAUCUCUACUAUGAGCGACGAGAUGGUCGAAUCCAUAAAUCCCAUAUAUUUAAGGCGCCUCUUUGAUCUUCAGACCAGUCGGGUUAACGCAUUCAAACGCCUUCUAUCUGUUCCUCCAGAAUCACACCUAGCGACACCAGAAUGUGAUUUUGUAGCUCAGAAAUCUCUGACUAGGUCCUGGGCAUUUUACGCUGAUAUGACAGCCGGCACAAUCGAAAGUACGUUCCAAACACUUGAUAGCGACGUUCCGUGCAGGCUGUGA